This is a messenger RNA of Corylus avellana, 357 nucleotides long. NCBI's taxonomy places the organism in Eukaryota, Viridiplantae, Streptophyta, Magnoliopsida, Fagales, Betulaceae. The record is from RefSeq and is a predicted model, not a curated record.
AUGGAGGAUUUCAGAUCCAAGUCAUGCAGGGAUGGCGGCGGGAUGCAGAUUGAGAGCUACUACGGCGGCAGAACUGCGGCGACAAGCAUGCAGGAUCUGAGGUCUUUCAGCGUCAACUAUGCCGGCUCAUCGGCGCAGCCGACCCAGAUAGUAAAUGAGGUGAAGAUGAAGAAAGGGAAAAGCAGCGUUGGGAGCUCUGUUUCGAAGAGCUGGAGCUUCAACGAUCCCGAAUUGCAGAGGAAGAAAAGGGUUGCUGGGUAUAAGGUGUAUGCCGUGGAGGGGAAGGUGAAAGGGUCUCUGAGGAAAAGCUUCCGGUGGAUCAAGAAAUCCUACACCCAGAGGUUGCCGUGGAUGUGA